Messenger RNA from Peronospora matthiolae, 372 nucleotides. NCBI's taxonomy places the organism in Eukaryota, Oomycota, Peronosporomycetes, Peronosporales, Peronosporaceae. The record is from the annotation of a GenBank genome assembly.
AUGGACGGCAGUGGAGCUCCUGAACAAGAAGACGACGAUGACAAUGACGGCGACUGGAAGCUCCUGCUCGAGGCUGCGGUGCGAGUAGGAGGGACCAAGUACGAAGUCGUGACGCCCGAGAGCAAACAGGGGGCACGGGCUCGGACGUCCACGUGCGACUCGCUCGAUGACACGGACGACGAUACGGACGAUGACGACGAAGACGACGACGGGAUUCUACGCAUUCGGGCGUGCAGUCACGACCGUCGCAUUAGUUUUCAGGUGGACGUGGACGUGGUGGAGAUUCCGGCCCGCUCGAGCUUUGAUGCUGGCUACAAACAGCGUGUCUGGUACUCGCGGGACGAGUUGCGUCGCAGUCAAAUGUGCUGCUAG